AUGGUCACCCCAACCAGCGGCGUAAAGAGAUCGUUUACUCAUCUCGACGAGGGCAAGUACGAGGACCCCAGCCUGAUGAGCCUCCCGUCCAACGACACUGACGCUUGGUACUACCCUUCGUAUGGCUUUGAGGCCAACGAUGAAGACCUUCCACGACCUGCCUUCAGGGGAAACUGGGGUAUCAAAUCUUACAACGAGGCGAAAUGGGUGCGCAAGGGCAAGAUGACGGCAUGGGGGCCUUGGAUGGAAGACUGGGAGUCGGAGGACCGCGCCAGGAAGCGCAUACGACAACUUCUGCCCACGGACGAAGAGCAAGACGCGCCUUUAACGCUACCGCAUCUGCGCUCCCCCUCCCCGCCUCUCAUGGCACCCUAUCCUCACCCGAAUACCCAACACCUCUCAUAUACCUCCUUCGUCCUAGACAAGGCGACAACACAUUCGUUUCGCUCUUCUGUAUUCAAUGAACUAGAAGACUCUACCAACACGCUCAUCGAGGGCGAGACGACACUGCGGAGGGCGCUGGGACGAUUGUGGCAAGUCAUGAGUGAAAACCCCGACGAGGUCGGGGUGAGUACUUCAUUAGUCCCAAAGCGCGAGGAUGAGGAAGCCGAGGGCAACGAUGCGGACAAUCGGCUUGCCAGGGCACCGGACCUAACGCCCGUCGUGCACAAGCUGUUCCUGUCUCCUAACCAGGAAUCCAUAUUCGACAACACGCAAUUCUCUCGCGCGGAGAUGCAGCUCGAAACUUUGGAGAAGUCAUUAUCAAAUCUGCGGGAGCUGCAAGACGAUGGCCGGGAAUACGUAGAACGUCUAGAAGAAAUUCGCGAAGGUUUGGGCGACGCGAGGACGCAGCGGGAUGGCGUCUGGGAACUGGUACGAAAGAAGGCGAUACAAGAACUGCAGGAAGUCGCUUCUUCCGCCGGCGCCGGAGUGUCUUGA
Dichomitus squalens LYAD-421 SS1 is the source of this 939-nucleotide messenger RNA. RefSeq lists its product as uncharacterized. NCBI's taxonomy places the organism in Eukaryota, Fungi, Basidiomycota, Agaricomycetes, Polyporales, Polyporaceae. The record is from RefSeq and is a predicted model, not a curated record. The transcript is spliced from 3 exons. The coding region runs from base 1 to 939 and encodes 312 amino acids.